Octopus sinensis (East Asian common octopus) is the source of this 786-nucleotide messenger RNA. RefSeq names its product partner of bursicon-like. The record is from RefSeq and is a predicted model, not a curated record. Gene Ontology annotation, molecular function: G protein-coupled receptor binding; neuropeptide hormone activity. Bases 29 to 421 code for a protein of 130 amino acids. Gene Ontology annotation, cellular component: extracellular region; bursicon neuropeptide hormone complex. Lineage: Eukaryota; Metazoa; Mollusca; Cephalopoda; Octopoda; Octopodidae. Gene Ontology annotation, biological process: G protein-coupled receptor signaling pathway. The transcript is spliced from 2 exons.
UUUUUCAAUCUCCAGAGGUGAAGCUAUCAUGCAUAUUCUAUCGUCACUCCUUGUCCUAUUGGCCAGUUUACACCACAUCUCUUCUCAAGACUGUCAGACACUACGCUCUGAAAUCAACGUCAACAAAUACGUCAACACCGUUUACCGUGGUCGACAUGUCGAGGUACGGUGCACGGGUCGCCUGGCUUUGAAUAAAUGCGAAGGAACUUGUUGGUCCUAUGAAUCACCGAGUGUUACAGACCCACGUGGAUUUAAAAAGAAAUGUAAUUGUUGCCGGGAAAAGAAACUCGUGUCGCGCAACAUUGUCUUGGAUGAAUGUUAUGAUUCCGUGACAGGGACCUACCUUCACGGUUUGUACCCAACCAUUUCCAUCAAAGAACCCAUACAAUGCGUUUGCAGAGAAUGUGCCAGUUUCAUUUGAGUCAGGCUCACAGCAACAACAGCAACAUCAUCAACAGCAACAACAAUAACAACAACAGCAACAAAUACACAACAGUUACAACAACAAUGACAAGAGCAACAAAACCGAUGACGAUGAGAACAACGACAAUGAGAGAGAAAGCAGAUAACGAUGACGUCAGAAGCGAAAAGGCUGAAGAUGGUUAGGAUUGGUGGAAGUGGUGGUGGUGAAGGCAGUGGCGUUGGUGGUAGUUCUAAAGAAAAAAGAGAUGAUAACGAAGACUAUUGCGAUGAUGAUAAUGACGAUUAUGAUGAUAAUGACCACACGACGAUGACGACUACGCUGACAAAGAUAGCUACGGGCUGAUAAACUGAUCUCCAAACUUU